CUCUCUUGCGUUGCGCGCUCCCGUCUGGCUGACAUUCCGCCUGCUCUCACGUGCUUUCUGUGUAUAAAAGGGUCCCAUUCUCUGCUCAUCAUGUCCUCUGUGUCACCAGACAAACGGAGAAAGAUGGAGUCAGCACUGAACCAGCUGAAGAAACACACUGUGGUGGUGGCAGACACUGGAGACUUUAACGCCAUUGAAGAGUACAAGCCUCAAGAUGCCACUACCAACCCGUCUCUGAUCCUGGCUGCUGCCAAGAUGCCAGCCUACCAGCACCUGGUGGAUCAGGCCAUUAAAUAUGGCCUCGCAAAAGGCGGAACUGAAGAUGAGCAGGUAGCCAACACAAUGGACAAGCUGUUUGUGAGUUUUGGGCUAGAGAUCCUGAAGAAGGUCCCAGGCAGAGUCUCCACUGAGGUGGAUGCCAGAUUAUCUUUCGAUAAAGAGGAAAUGGUUGCCAAAGCCCUGAGGAUCAUCGCUCUCUACGAAGAAGCAGGCAUCGACAAGGAGCGUGUGCUCAUCAAGCUGUCAUCCACAUGGGAAGGGAUCCAGGCCGGCAGGGAGCUGGAGGAGAAGCACGGUGUUCACUGCAACAUGACCCUGCUGUUCUCCUUUGCUCAGGCUGUGGCCUGUGCAGAAGCAAAGGUCACGCUCAUAUCACCCUUCGUGGGGCGUAUCCUCGACUGGUACAAGGAGAGUACAGGUCGCAAGAGCUACGAGCCACAGGAAGACCCAGGUGUACUGAGUGUGACCAAGAUUUUUAACUAUUACAAGAAGUUUGGCUACAGCACUGUGGUGAUGGGCGCCUCCUUCAGGAACACGGGGCAGGUGAAGGCCCUGGCAGGCUGCGAUCUGCUCACCAUCUCCCCCAGCCUGCUGGCAGAGCUCAGCCAGGACCACAGCACCAUCACAGAGAUGCUCAAAGUGGACAAAGCAAAGGCCUCUGAUCUGGAGAAGAUCCACCUGGAUGAGAAGGAUUACCGCUGGCAGCACAACGAGGACCAGAUGGCCACGGAGAAACUGUCCGACGGCAUUCGCAAGUUUGCUGCUGACGCCAUCAAGCUGGAGACCAUGAUCAAAGAGAAAAUGCUCAAUGUCAAAAAUGGGAAGUGAUGGAGGGAUGUGACGUCGCAUUGACAGGAAGUAUAAGGAGUAAGCAGAGUGGCUUCUUUAUUUCCAACUACCUGAGGGAAGAUCCAGAGCACCAGAAGGCCUUCCCUCUCCUCAUCUGACCAACUCCAGUCUGGAAUUAAUUGACCAAACAUUAUCAAUGCUAAUGUGGGUGUGGAGUUCCUGUAAAAUAGUCUAGAAUUUACUCCAAAUGUUUGCAGAAAGGGAAACACUUUGUAGAACAAAUGUCUUAAUGAGUCUCUUUUAGUAAAGUCUUGUGACUACUAGAAAGGACCCUGAGCACGUUUUGCCAGGAAUGGACCACAGUUUUGCUAUCAUGACCAUUUGGACCAAGUUGAGGGCAGAAGAUAAAGACCAAUAUACCAUCAUUCCUCACAAAAUGAUAUUUUGCUCUUUCAAUAAAUAAAAAAAUUCUCCCUCAAUACA
Molecule: messenger RNA, 1551 nt
Organism: Notothenia coriiceps (black rockcod)
Lineage: Eukaryota; Metazoa; Chordata; Actinopteri; Perciformes; Nototheniidae
Gene: taldo1
Product: transaldolase 1
Exons: 8
Coding region: 91-1107 (338 amino acids)
Biological process (GO): pentose-phosphate shunt; pentose-phosphate shunt, non-oxidative branch; carbohydrate metabolic process
Cellular component (GO): intracellular anatomical structure; cytoplasm
Molecular function (GO): transaldolase activity
Source: RefSeq, a predicted model, not a curated record